Messenger RNA from Spinacia oleracea (spinach), 1966 nucleotides. RefSeq names its product SAC3 family protein C. The transcript has 10 exons. Bases 90 to 1478 code for a protein of 462 amino acids. The record is from RefSeq and is a predicted model, not a curated record. Gene Ontology annotation, biological process: mRNA export from nucleus. NCBI's taxonomy places the organism in Eukaryota, Viridiplantae, Streptophyta, Magnoliopsida, Caryophyllales, Amaranthaceae. Gene Ontology annotation, cellular component: transcription export complex 2; cytoplasm; nucleus.
ACUUUCAGUUCUCAUUGGUGACAGUAGUGUCACAAGAAGAAAAAAAAAAUAAAAAUCUUGAGUUUUGGGAAGAGAGGGUGACGAAAAAAAUGAUCCGAAAUCAUCCAUCCCAAAACCCCAAUGCUUCUGCAACUUCUUCUUCUUUUUCAUCUCCAUCAUCAAACUCUGAUUCCAGGCAUCGCAACCAUGCCACCACACAACCCAAUUGGAAUCGCAUUUCUAACAGACCGCAAAGAGUUCCACUGGAAGAGCUUGUUGCAACUACUCAAUCCAUUGUUGGAACUUGCCCUUUUAUGUGCCCAGAAAAAGAGAGAAGCCAACGUGAGCGGCUUCGAGAUCUUGCUGUAUUUGAGAGGCUGGAUGGAAAUCCGAUGAAGUCAUCUUCUAGCCUCGCAGUUAAGAAGUUUUGCAGAACUAUAUCAGUAAAAGAAGUACACGCAUCAGAUAUACGCCCUCUGUCAGUUCUGGAGGAUACAUUAGAUUACCUUAUGAAGUUGUUGGAUUCAUCAGAUCGUUCUUUUCUAGUUCUUCACGAUUUCAUCUUUGAUAGGACAAGGUCCAUAAGACAAGAUCUCAGCAUGCAGAUUAUCAACAAUGAUCAAGUCAUCUGCAUGUACGAGAAAAUGGUUAGGUUUCAUGUCACCUCCAACCACAAGCUAAGAAGAUGUGAGGAUGACACCACCAUUUUAUCUUCAAUCCAUCAUCUAAAUAUGGAACAGCUCACAAAGUGCCUUGCAUCACUAUAUAACCUCUAUGACAUCAACCGAACUUCAGAUUCUGUUUUUGACAAUGAGGCUGAAUUUCGAUCUCUAUAUGUCCUCCUUCACCUUGAAACUCACAGCCAUUCAACCGGUGAGUCUCUAUCUUCGUGGUUCUCUCGCCUAUCUUCAUCUAUUAUUUGCUCAAAGGAGAUGUGCUUUGCGCGGAGAGUAUUAAGGUUUUUUCGGAUGGGCAAUUUUUGGCGUUUCUUUCAUACUGUAGCAUCAGAGGCAACUAACCUGCAGUUAUGCAUUAUUGAACCUUACAUCAUGGAGCCUGAAUAUAUCUGCUUCCUCGACAAAGUUAUUCAGAAUGGGUUAGUUGAAAGCUGUAUAACAGGUGCAGAGGUUCGAGCACUUGCUGUAGCGUGUAUAAAUUCCAGUGGUUAUAAGCUUCAUCCCUAUCCACUAACAUUGCUUUCAAAGAUCUUGAUGAUAGAGGAGUUGAAUCUGGAAAGCUUUUGCAACGCUUGUGGUCUGCAUACCUCUCAAGAUGAUAUGGGGAAUAAAGUCUUACCCACCAAGCAAACUGGUUUUUCCCAUCCCAAGGGAGGAUUUCAGUGCAAUGUUUUUCAGUGGUUGGAGCUGGUGGAGAACCCCCAAAAUAUCAGAAACGGGGCUGCUCGUGGGUGCAAAUUCCACAAGGCUCAAGUAGGUAUCAAAUGUCGUAUGAACACCUCACCAACAAUAGAUUUCACCAAACAAAGCUCAUGGCAAUAAACCACAUAAGACUCGCCAAGUAGAAGUGUGGAACCAGUAACCACCAUGCACCAUGAUCAUCCCCGACACAAACACACAUAUGCGGAUAGUCUCAUUUUAUUUAUUUAUUUAUUUUGUUUUAUCAUAUUAAUUAUCAUAUCGGCUUCUUUUUAUUCUCUCCUAAGCUAACCUCACUUCAAAACAAAGGUCACCUUGCAUUCGGGUGCAUUUGCCUUGUCGUCUUUUGUAAGGUGUCUAACAUGUUUUGUGAGUACACUGUUGUAUAUAUGUUGGUGGAUUCUCUAAGUUAACUCCCAAGUCUUAAAUUUUUAUCGUGUAUCAAUAGAUAUUUUGGAAGGAGUGUGAGUUUCGAUUAAGUGAGUGUAACAAUUUGUUAUCUUGACUAUCCUUAUAAAAAAAUGGAUACCUUGCAAGUUAAAACAGUCCUCCUACUUUCAGGGAGAACUACUGAAAUGAUGUGCUAAAAUGACCCCUGAUAUUUGUUGUAU